AUGAAUCAGCAAUAUUCUACAACAUGCAAUGAUGAACUCAAGAAGACGAUAAAAAAUGGCGCCGCAUUUAAUGCAACGGGUAUGACUAUGCACGACAGUUCUUCACCAGAUGUAUAUGUUCACAGCUCAAGUUCUGGUGGAUUAGAAAAUAUAGGUCCUGAGAUAAAUUCCAAAAAAGGUAAGGGCUAUCAAAAGAAUUACCUGAAGGAGAGAGAAGAGAUGGAGAAAAGCGAUGAAGAAGAAGAAGAGGAAGAAGGUAUAAACGGACGACUGCCAAUGCGGUUGAUUCAUCAACCAUCGGAAGAAGGCUUUCAUCAGGUUGUGAAAUUUACAAAACGUGCAACACGAAGAGAAGAAAAAGGGCUUCCAAAAGUAAAAUCAUUUGCUUUUACUGAAUUUAGUGAAGAAGAAAAAUCCUCAUCAAAAAGGGAAAAUAUUAGUUCUAUAACAAUUAACAGGAAUUCAGUAAGUCAUGAAUUAGAUAAUUGCAUCACUUUCAUAGAACAAAAUUUAGAUGCAGGUAAUCGGCUUCAAUCUGAAUAUUGUAAGCCAGAUGAUAAAACCUAUCUCAAGUCUGCUACCGCUAACACUGAUAGUUACUUCUUGAAUUGUGACACCAUAGAACUGCAGCAUUUGAGCUGUGAAUCAGUUUGUGCCGAAUCGGAAAUGCUUAAUGAAACAAUGAUAGAAGCUGAUAACUUGUCGCAGCAAAUACACGAAAAAUAUGAUCAGCAAGAAUGUGACAGAGCACAAAUUUGUCUUGAGAAUUGUGGCUCACAAAUAGAUGAAGAAUCGAAAAUCUCUACAACUCUGCAGAAAACGAUAGCUAACAAACCAGCUCAGACCCAAGUGAUAUUAAAAAAGAAACGAUGCCAUGAAUGCUUUGCUGAUGCUGUUUUUAAUGCUGCUGACAGCACAGUUCAACAGCAACAGGAAUCGCCCAACAAGAACAGAACUUUUAUUAUUAGUGACCCACAACACUGUUCGGUCUCCGCGACACUUUCUUUGGGCAGACCCAAAAAAUUGUUCAUCAGCAAGGGAAGUAAAGCAGCAGCGACAUUUCAAGCAUCAACCACAAUUACAGCGCAACGGCAGAAUUUGAAUAAUUCUAAAGAAAUCUCAAUAUCUCAUAGCAGAAUAGAUCAAAAGUCACCAUUGGCAAACUUCGAAACAAGGGCAACUUCACCAUCUUCAAGUGAACAUAUUCGAGACUCUGUCAACAGUAACAAUGACAGUAUUCCUUUACUGCUGCAGCAAAAUUACCCCAAAACUGUUCCGUCUGAUCCGAUACCAGUAGAUAGUGCUGAAACAGCUUCUGUACCAAAAUGUUCAGAUACUGUAACACCGGAAAUUACCAUCGACAUUCCGCAUCCUGACUCGUCGCAAUCAACGCUAAAUUCACGUGGAUCUGGCGGUUAUCGUGGUGAUUGUUCCUCAGUUAACAGCUUGCAUUCAACAGAACAUAAAGAUGGAAUGAAUCGAAGACAAAAUAACAUUAACGAAUUCCGAGAAUCUCUUAGCAGUAGGCUUAGUCGUGGAUUUCUUGAAUUCACUCAAGGUAGCAGUGAUAGAUUGCAGAAAUGGAAAAAUAAAUUACAAAACGGUCGGCGGCACAAAGAUUCUAGUGAACCACCACCUGCUAACAGGAAAAUGCCAACAACAAAUCAAGAGCAAAAUGGGCAUUUGUCGGAUGUCGAAGUGGUACUUGAUUGGGCAGCACUCAAAUGUGAUUCCACUGAUCAGAUACAUAAUGCCAAAUUUUCACCAAAAACAUCAGUUUUUGCACAGAAAGAAGACCGACCAAAUUUGCCGACGCGAUCAACCAGUGAUUUCUUCUUGACAAGCGAGAGUACUACCAGCCGUACAACAUUAAAUGGAUCAGGAACGAUAAUGGAUCAGCAGAAUUUGAAACAACGUGACAAUAAAGGUCCUCGAACAGUCAAAAAUCUUGCUGCACAUUUUCAAAAUUUAAAAAAUAUUCGAACAACAACUGCUCAAACUGUUGAAAAUUGCGAUAAUCUAAGCAACAAUUUGCCACCGCCAGUUCGAAUUACUCCAUAUUCAGGUGUUAAACCAAAGGAUAUGGACAUUAUUAGACCAGUAGCAUUCCGACCAUACGCUUCACGCAAGUCGGACAAACGGCAAACAGUUAUCUCGUCAUCAUUUUCUUUUUAUAAUAGCGACAAAAAGAGUGAUUAUUUAACAAAACGAUUAUCAAACAAUGAUGAAUUGAAACGGUCUUCACAGCAUUCAAAAGACACUGUGUCAAAUUCUUCCGCACCAUCUUCAGGAUAUGGUAGCACCAGACCGAGAGCCAUCUAUCAACCAUCCACUAGCUUCCAAAUGACAUCCGCAAUGAUUACGCAAAGAAGGUCUAACAAAAUUGAGGCUGAGGAAAAUGAUUAUGAUGUUGUGCCAGAAUACAUUGAACGCGACAAAUUCUACAUUAAUGUAGAUUCGUCAAUCGGUGAGAACUAUUCAGUUGUACGUUCGAUGCCAUACUUUCACAACUCACUGUCCGAGAAACUUCCUGCUGCAUCAGCGACAUCAAGCAGUAAUACCACUAUUAGCCAUGAUAAAAUACAGCAACAUGCAGCAGUCAGCGUAACGACUGGGAUUUCAUCACUAAAUCUCGUCAAGAAGUCUCCAUCUUCACACCAAGUUUACGGUUCGAAUACUUCUUCUGGUAGUCGUCAUAGCUCAGGAAUACACGUUACACCUUCACCAAGUGAUUCCGGUAUUGUCGAUUACGAGACAAUCAUUCGAGAUAAGGAGAAUGAACUGACAAACGUACGAGCGACAAUGGAACAGAACGAAGAGGUUGUAGUGAAGGUUUAUUUAGAAAAGGAGCGACUUUGGAAAGAGCAACUUGCUGACCUUAAGCAAAAGUUGCAGGCUAGCCAACAAGGAGAAAACGCAUUACGGCAGCAAAUUCAACGAUGUAACGAAGAACGAGAACAAUUCAGGAGUACUAUACAGAAUCUUACCAGUGAUAAGCAAGGAUUACAACACAAAUGUUUGCAACUUGAACGUGAAUUUUUCCAACUACGUGAGUGUUUCGAUGAGCUCAUUCGAAAUCGCGAUGAAACUGUUUGCGGUCCAUGUCGCAAGCGUAUCACAUGUUACAUUACUGCAGCAAAUACUAACAACAGUAUUGCUGACAAGCGUGUUAGACCUCCACUACCAGCACCGCGGUAUUCCAAGGAAUCGUCGUCAGAACGUGAAUUACGCAAUGAAGUCGAUGAACUAAGAGAUGAAGUGUCAACUUUGCGUGAUACACUCAAUGAACAAAUUGGUCUUUUUGCUGACGAAAGGAAACGCUGGGAAGAAGAACGUAUUAAGAUUUUGAAAUCCAGUAACUCGCCUUCGGAUCGACUGGGUCUCUUGUCGAUGAAUGACUCUUCAUCUGUGGAAAUGACUUCUCAACAAUCUAGGGAUCUAAAAAUUCUUACCGAUGGUAAAUCAUAUAUUGUUAGCCAUGAUCGCCUAAUCUGA
Messenger RNA from Brugia pahangi, 3495 nucleotides. The record is from the annotation of a GenBank genome assembly. NCBI's taxonomy places the organism in Eukaryota, Metazoa, Nematoda, Chromadorea, Rhabditida, Onchocercidae.